Messenger RNA from Panicum hallii, 2487 nucleotides. RefSeq lists its product as uncharacterized. The transcript has 2 exons. The record is from RefSeq and is a predicted model, not a curated record. NCBI's taxonomy places the organism in Eukaryota, Viridiplantae, Streptophyta, Magnoliopsida, Poales, Poaceae. The coding region runs from base 1 to 2487 and encodes 828 amino acids.
AUGGCAGAGAAGGACGACGUCAUAGAGAUAUCAAUGGAGUACCUGCUGAAGAAGUACCUGCUGCUGCUGGCCACCCUGGUGGCGACGGUGACCUACGCGGCGGGGCUGACCCAACCGGGGGGCUCCUGGCCGGAGGACUCGCCGGGAGGGCGGACGGCCGGCGACUCCAUCCUCCGGGUGACCAACUACAGGCGCUACAUCGUCUUCUACUGCUUCAACGCCAUCUCCUUCGCGGCGUCGCUCGUGGUGGGCCUCCUCCUCCUCGUCCUGCGCAAGGGCAUCUCGGUGCUCCUGCUCCACCUCAUGCAGACGGUGAUGGUGGUCGACCUGCUCGGCCUCGUGGGGGCCUACGCCGCCGGUAGCAGCCACGACAGGUUCACCACCGUCUGCGGCGCCGCCGUGCUUGUGUCCGGCGUCGUCGCCUACGCGGCCGUGAGGAUCCUUUCGUCAGCCAGGCGCAGGCGCCGGACCCAGACCCCGGCGGAGGCGGCGAAAAAGGUGGCCAAGGAGGAGGCUGAGGCGGCGAAAAUGCCGGCAAGCGAGCGCGAGAUCCUGCUGGUGCUCGCCAUCUUCGCGGCGACCGUCACGUACGUGGCCGGGUUGAACCCGCCCGGCGGCUUCUGGCAGACCACGGAGGAGGGCCGCCACACCGCCGGCGACCCGGUGCUGCAGCGCCUCCAUCCCGGGCGCUACAGGACCUUCUUCUUCUGCAACACCACCGCCUUCAUCGCGUCCCUGCUCGCCAUCAUGCUCGUCGUGGACCACAGGAAGUUCCACAUCAUCCAGGCGAAGUUGUUCCGGGUGUGGUACGUUGCCCUGUACGGGUUCAUCCUCACAGCGCUCUUGGGCCUCGGUGGCUCCUACGCCGCGGGGAGCUGCAGGGACAGCAAGCACACCAUCUAUGUUCUCAGCCUAGUCGCCCCAGUGGUUGCCUGCCUUGUCCUCGCAUGGCUUCUUGUCGACAAUCAAGGCACCAACCACGGCAGGGACGACGGUGAUGGAAAAAAAUAUGACGAUGUGAACAAGAUUCGUGAUUGCAUUCAGUUGCUUGCCACUCUUGCGGCGACCAUUGCUUACCAAGCAGGAGUGGAUCCACCUGGUGGCGUCUGGUCAGAGGACGGCGCGGGUCACAGCGUAGGAGACCCCAUCCUCCUCACCACGCACCCUGGGCGGUUCGAGGUCUUCUUCUACUUCAACUCGGCAGCCUUCGUGGCAUCCCUAGUCAUCAUGGCGAUGUUGCAGAAGGAAUCCCUGAUUAGGCUCCACGUGCUGGAGAAGGCCAUGGUACUGGAUCUGUUUGCCCUCAUAGGCGCAUACGCUGCUGGAAGCUGCAGGGACACGAGCACCUCCAUUUACACGGUCGCCAUGGCCGGAGCUGUCCUCAUCUACGUGGUGAUCCACAUCGUCUUCUUCCAAGUAGACCAGAACGGCAGCGGCCGACAUAAGGAGCUGGACCAGUACCGUGAGGUUCUGCUGCUUCUUGCAACCCUGGCGGCGACACUCACCUACCAGGCCGGCCUGACCCCGCCGGGCGGCUUCUGGGAGAAAGACGACAGCAAGCUUGGGCACCGCGCCGGCUUCCCGGUGCUCCAAGACAAGUACCCUCGCCGCUACAAGGCGUUCUUCUACUGCAACGCGGCGAGCUUCAUGGCAUCCGUUGCUCUGAUCAUCCUCCUCCUGAACGCAAAUCUGUACAGGCCAGGCAUCCGGUGCUACGCGCUCUAUGUCUGCAUGGUAGCCGGCAUGUUCGGCCUCAUGGCCGCCUACGCCGCUGGAAGCUCCCUGCACCUACGGACCUCCAUCAUUGCCCUAGCACUGGUCAUUGCAGUUUUUGUAGCCCUAGUCUGUAUGGCAAUCAGGCUUUAUCAUUUGAGCAAGAAAGAUGGGCUGUCGCCGUCGACGCGGGAAGAAGCCGCCACGACGACGGCAACGGACGAUAAGCCGAAGAAGAAGGAAGACGACGACAUGAUGCAGGAGUAUCUGAUGCUGGUAGGAAUACUGGGCGCGAGCACGACCUACCUGACGGGCCUCAAGCCGCCCGGCGGCAUGUGGAAGGACGACGACGGUGGCAAUGGGCACGCCGCCGGCAACCCGGUCCUCUACGACAUCAGCAGGCGCCGGUACAAUGCUUUCUUCUACAGCAACUCCACUGCCUUCAUGGCCUCCAUUGUCGUCAUGGCCUUGCUGCUCUUGCGGAUGAUGUGCCAGUGGCUGCCUGGCCACCGUCACCAGCUGCGUCUUUGGCCGAUGCACACGGCCAUGUUCCUGGGCAUGGCCGCCCUGCUGGUAGCCUAUGCGGCAGGCAGCGCUCGGGACGCGUGCACAUCCUGGAAGGUCAUCGUGCUGCUCGUCCCCAUCGUCGCCUUCGUUAUGUGUCUCUUCGCCUUCUACAAGAAGAAACAAGAAGCAAAAGGAGAGACAGAAGAAGAAGAAGAAGCAAAAGGAGACGCAGAAGAAGAAGCAGGGACACUGCAACGAAGAAGUUAA